AGGGGCUGAACUUUUCCAGGCCACAAUUGUAAAGGCUGUAAAGGCAAGAAUUGAAGAAGAGAAAAAGUCAAUGGAUCAGCUGAAGAGGCAGAUGGAUCGCAUCAAAGCCCGGCAACAGAAAUACAAAAAGGGUAAGGAGAGGAUGCUGAGCUUGACCCAGGAAUCAGGGGAAGGCCAAGACAUCCAAAAACUCUCUGAAGAGGAUGACGAAAGAGAAGCAGACAAACAGAAAGCCAAGGGCAAAAAAAAGCAGUGGUGGCGGCCUUGGGUUGAUCAUGCUUCCAUGGUCAGGAGUGGAGAUUAUUAUUUGUUUGAAACGGAUAGCGAAGAGGAGGAAGAGGAAGAAUUAAAAAAGGAAGAGGAAGAACCUCCAAGAAGGUCAGCUUUCCAGAGAGCUAUUGGGAAGUUUGCAUCGGCCAUUUUAGCCUUGCCAAAGUCUGUCAUUAAACUUCCCAAAACUAUUCUUCAGUAUUUAAUCAGAGCUGCAAAGUUUGUUUAUCAAGCCUGGAUCACUGACCCUAAAACAGCACUCCGACAGAGACGCAAAGAGAAAAAAAGGUCUGCAAGAGAAGAACAGAAAAGAAGGAGAAAAGGAUCUGGGGAGGCAUUUAUGAACUGUCCAGCACUGUGGGUCUCUUCAUUAAUUAUUCGCCAGGAGAAGGGACUAUGGUCUCUAUUGCUGGAGACACAUGAAAUCAUAGAUUUUCAGAGGAAGUUCAGCCAGAACCUGGUUGCUCAGCUUUGGUACUUUGUGAAAUGUGUUUACUUCGGGUUGUCUGCCUACCAAAUCCGUUGUGGCUAUCCAACACGAGUCCUUGGAAACUUCCUCACCAAGAGCUACAAUUAUGUCAACCUCUUCUUGUUUCAAGGGUUCCGCCUCGUUCCCUUUUUGACUGAGCUGAGGGCUGUGAUGGACUGGGUGUGGACAGACACGACCUUGAGCCUCUCCAGCUGGAUCUGUGUGGAAGACAUCUAUGCUCACAUAUUCAUCCUGAAGUGUUGGCGGGAGUCUGAAAAAAGAUACCCACAGCCCCGGGGGCAGAAGAAGAAGAAAGUGGUGAAGUACGGCAUGGGAGGCAUGAUCAUCGUUCUGCUCAUCUGCAUCGUCUGGUUUCCCCUUCUCUUCAUGUCCUUGAUCAAAUCUGUGGCGGGGGUCAUCAACCAGCCCCUGGAUGUCUCGGUCACAAUUACCCUGGGAGGGUACCAGCCCAUUUUCACAAUGAGUGCCCAGCAAAGCCAGUUGAAAGUUAUGGAUCAGCCAAAGUUUAAUAAAUUUAUGAAAGCUUUCUCUAGGGACACUGGUGCUAUGCAAUUUCUGGAAAAUUAUGAAAAAGAAGACAUAACAGUAGCAGAACUGGAAGGAAAUUCAAAUUCUUUGUGGACCAUCAGCCCUCCCAGUAAGCAGAAAAUGAUAGAGGAACUCAUGGACCCCAAUAGUAGCUUCUCUGUUGUUUUUUCAUGGAGUAUUCAGAGAAACAUGAGUCUGGGUGCAAAAGCAGAAAUAGCAACGGAUAAGCUUUCUUUUCCUCUUAAAAAUAUUACACGUAAGAAUAUAGCUAAAAUGAUAGCCGGCAACAACACAGAAAGUUCAAGAACACCAGUGACUAUAGAAAAGAUCUACCCAUAUUAUGUGAAAGCACCUAGUGAUUCAAACUCAAAACCUAUAAAGCAACUUUUGUCUGAAAAUAAUUUCAUGAAUAUCACCAUCAUUUUGUCCAGAGACAAUACAACUAAAUCUAACAGUGAGUGGUGGGUUCUCAACCUGACUGGCAAUAGAAUAUUCAAUCAGCAUGCCCAGGCCUUGGAACUGGUGGUCUUCAAUGACAAAGUCAGCCCCCCAAGUCUGGGGUUCUUGGCUGGCUAUGGUAUCAUGGGAUUAUAUGCUUCAGUUGUCCUCGUGAUUGGGAAGUUUGUCCGCGAAUUCUUCAGUGGGAUUUCUCACUCCAUCAUGUUUGAAGAGCUUCCAAAUGUGGAUCGAAUCCUGAAGUUGUGCACAGAUAUUUUUUUAGUUCGAGAGACAGGGGAACUGGAAUUAGAGGAAGAUCUCUAUGCCAAAUUAAUAUUCCUGUACCGCUCACCAGAAACCAUGAUCAAAUGGACUAGAGAAAAAACAAAUUGAUACUUUAAGACACAGACUGCAAAUCAAGUUAACAUUUGAAUUUUUUAAAAAGCACAAUAUUCUCAUAAGAGCUAAGCAUUUCUAGUUGGACGGAAAUGGUUUCUCUUCUGACAGGUGUUCAAAAGGAGCUGACUUCCUUUUGCAGUCUAAGCUACCUUGCAAAUGAAGGCGCUGUUGAAAAAGUUAUUUGUAAUUCCAUUUCUCCAAAAUCAGGGCUACUUGUUUUAUGUUUUAGUCAACAGUGUCUUGCAUUCUGAUUGACUAUGCAAAGGAGUCAUUUAUGGGUCUCCUCCCUCAGAGAAACAGGAGAGAAGGAGGAAGAAAGAAAGACACCCAUUUUUUUCUGCGCGGGGACCUGAAGAGAUCCUAUAAUGGCGAACGCUGCGCUCUGUCGCCAUGGGGAAGCUGCUGUGAGGAGAACAGAUGGCCUCAGCACACCCCGAAAAUACGCAACAGCAAUAGGAGGCUGAAACUCCUGAACGGAUUUGUAGGGGGAAACGAGAAAGGGAGCCAAGGACCCAUGAAGAUACCAGAGGAAGGAUAAGCCUCAUUCUAAGCAAAAAGUUAACGCUAGUGACACUCUUACUGCCUUAUCUUAACUGAAGACUAAUAAAAAAUCUUUCCAUUUAACACCAGUGACUUCUCAGGAAAAAAAAAAAACAACAACAGCAAAACAAAUAUGUGGACACCGGCUUUGUUGAGGCCCAGCUCGUGACUCUCUUCAGUGGUGGUGGCUGUCCUGCUUCAGUCACUGCUCCUCGUCAGACACAGGCUCCAGGUAGAAGGAUAAAAAUGGUGCCCAGCUGGGCGUGGAAUGAAUACUCUGACUAACUCUUUACUAACUGAGGUCAUGAACGCUCUUCUACCUUUCCCCAUCCCUCAACACGCUUUUUCUCAUUUCGAUGAUUUAAGGCAAUGGUGUUUUCCAGUCUGUGACAUUUUCCUUCCUGUUUUUCAGGUAUAUCAAAAGUUUACAUAUUCCAAUUCACAUUUUUACAUCCGAGACGGGUUUUUUAAGUUCAUAAUUAUGAAAGAAAUAUGUAUAUUGAGCUUGGGGAAAUAAAAAAUGGCCUUUUCUUAAAUUAUUAUUAUUGGUAAUACAACCUCUUCAUUAAAUAACAAUGUAGCAUGAAAAUUUAUGAUUGAAAUGUAGUUUUCAUUCCAUAUUAAAAUACAGUUUGUGAGGAAUCAUCGAAUGGACUAGAAUACGUCAAAAAAAUGAUCCUAUGUAGUUUGGGUUCAGGACUGACUUAAAAUAAAGCACAUCUUGCAAAGUCA
Messenger RNA from Leptonychotes weddellii (Weddell seal), 3397 nucleotides. Lineage: Eukaryota; Metazoa; Chordata; Mammalia; Carnivora; Phocidae. The record is from RefSeq and is a predicted model, not a curated record.